Molecule: messenger RNA, 417 nt
Organism: Rangifer tarandus platyrhynchus (Svalbard reindeer)
Lineage: Eukaryota; Metazoa; Chordata; Mammalia; Artiodactyla; Cervidae
Source: the annotation of a GenBank genome assembly
AUGGCUGUAGUAGGCUCCCAGGGUUGCCCUGAAAAUUUGAUGAUUCCCAUGAUACCGGCCAGCCCGCAGGAAACACAGGUUCUUGGCCUGCCCCGAGCCCUUUGGGGCAUGUGCUGCUCCUUCCUGGAAUAUCCAUCCCUAGACAUCUCAGGAGAUCCCUCUCUCACUUCCUUUAGGACUCGCCCCAGCAAGACUUGCCCUGUCUAUCCCCAUCUCCACCAGCCCCUCUGUUCUCUUCUCUCCCUUCCCAACCUCUAUCAUCUGACAUGUCGCUUAAUCGAUUACUCCCUUGUUAAUUGCCUGCCCUCCUGCAGUAGAUUCCAAGCUCCGUGUAGUCAGGACUCUGCUGUCACCCACUUUGCCCCAGCACUUAGGAAAGAGCUGGCACAGAUGGGCACUCUGAUUUCUGUUGAAUGA